This is a messenger RNA of Melozone crissalis (California towhee), 1199 nucleotides long. RefSeq names its product lactamase beta 2 (gene LACTB2). Gene Ontology annotation, molecular function: single-stranded RNA binding; RNA endonuclease activity. The transcript is spliced from 8 exons. The record is from RefSeq and is a predicted model, not a curated record. Gene Ontology annotation, cellular component: mitochondrial matrix. Lineage: Eukaryota; Metazoa; Chordata; Aves; Passeriformes; Passerellidae. Bases 85 to 1074 code for a protein of 329 amino acids.
GGCUUCCGUCCUGCCAUUGAGGCUUCCGUCCUGCGGCGUCGUGAGGGAAGCGGAGCCGGUGGUUCGGGGCAGUUCUCUGCAGAGAUGGUGUCGCUGCUGCCACGCAUCGAGCGGCUCUCGUCGCGGGUGGUGCGGGUGCUGGGCUGCAACCCGGGGCCCAUGACCCUGCAGGGCACCAACACCUACCUGGUGGGCUCCGGGCACAGAAGAGUCCUUAUUGACACUGGAGAGCCAGCUAUUCCUGAAUAUAUCAGCUGUUUAAAGCAAGCACUGUCAGAGUUCAACAUCUCCAUUCAAGAAAUUUUAGUGACGCACUGGCAUCGUGAUCAUACUGGUGGAAUACCUGAUAUCUGCAAAGACAUUCCAAGUGACUCGGAAUACCGCAUAAGUAAGCUCCCUCGUGUCCCUCACUGUGAAGAAACAAUAGAAGGAGGACAUAAAUAUUUUUAUCUUAAAGAUGGAGAUGUGGUAGAGACAGAGGGAGCCACACUCAGAGUUUUAUACACACCAGGACACACUGAUGAUCAUAUGAUUUUGCAUCUAGAAGAAGAAAAUGCUGUAUUUUCGGGUGACUGUAUUUUAGGGGAAGGAACAACAGUAAUAGAAGAUCUGUCUGAUUACAUGAAGACUUUGAAAAAGUUGUUAGAAAUGAAACCAGAUUUGAUUUAUCCAGGUCAUGGCCCAGUAGUACGUGAUGCAAAUACUAGAAUCCAAAACUACAUUUCUCAUCGCCUUGCACGUGAACAGCAAAUUCUGAGUGUUUUCCAGAAGAACACUGGGAAAUCAUUUACGUCCUCAGAGCUUGUAAAGAUGGUAUACAAGGAAAUCCCUGAGAAUUUACUUCCAGCAGCAGAACAUAACCUCCUAGUCCACUUGAAAAAGCUGGAAAAAGAAGGAAAAUACGUGAUGAAACUCCCAGCUUCAGAUGGAAAAACAAUUUAUAAGUUAGGCAAGAUUGUCCAGGAAUAUAUUUGGUUGAAAAAUACUGUACAGUGUAUUAAAAUAUGUUUAGAGAUUAAUUUAAACUGCAAGUUCACUUCUCUGUGGACCUUCCACUUGCAGAAUAGUACAUAAAUAUUUGCAUUACUUUGUCUAUUCAAAGUGUGUGACAUUUGAUGAUAUAUACAUUUCUCAUAGUAUUACUCAGCCUUAAAAAACAAAAGCAGAUCUGAGAUGUUUGAAAAUACCAAGGACAAAUA